GUGAAACUGGUCCUUCCUGCUUGGAAGCAUAUGCAAUAGUGUUAUUACAAUACGUUUUUCACAAGCCGUGAUCAUUUCCUGAGACUACUACAACACUGCAGCAACCGCUGCGAAUACUUUGCGGUGUGCGCUUGCAUUCUUUUUCAUGCUCGUAACAACUAUACACCUAUACGAGGGACAAAUGGGUGAUUUGGGGUUGUAGAAUUAUAGGCGCAGGAGGUUCCUGACCUAAUGCGCAGCUGCAGCGAAGUUACACGUUUCCCGGAUACUACCGAGCUAUAAAUGUUCGCUCGUACACGCGUUCCGACCGAGCUUAAGCCAACACCGCCAUCUGUGUUGGAGCAUUAUGUCCGCUUGCGUAUCAGAGAAUUCGCUGGGUAUCUAUCUCAGCGGCUCAAUCACUAUGCACCAAGCUUUGCCAAGGAGGCGCUGGACAGGGCCGUCGAGGAGGCCCUGGUCUACAUGCCACCGGGCGACCAUGGACAGCUGAGCCUGGAGGAUAAGCAGCUGCAGCUCGUCUUCCGCCAUGACUGCCUCGCUCUGGGCUGCCUGGACCCGCAGUGCGCUCUGUGCACGCACAACCCCUCCCGCCGCUGUACCGUCAACUUUGACCGCAAGUACCUGGUCAACGACGUGCUCAAGGCGCGCUGCGGGGCGGGCAUCCGAGUGGAGCUGAUCGACCCCGCCUCGGGGCAGCCGGUGGAGGAGAAGCUGCCGGAGAUGACGCUGCAGAUCUCCGUCCUGGACGGCAACCUGUACGACACCCGGUUCCUGGACAGCGGCAAGCAGUACGAGGGCGGCAUGGAGCCGGCGGAGGAGCUGGACGCGUGUGCGCUCCUGCACAACAAGAAGAAGAGCACAGCGCUGCUGGUGUGCGGCAGCGGCGGCACCAACGACUCGGCGGGAUACGUGCUGCUGAGCAUGGCGGACGGCAAGGUUCCCCUCACCGACCUGCACGUGACGGACAGCUCGGAGGCCAUCCUGAGCGGCCGCAAGCCGCCCUUCCGGCUGCUGGUGCGGGCGCUGCUGCCGGCGGGGGCGCCGCGACUCAACAUCCGGCAUGCAGUGUCGGAGGGGUUCGUGGUUGCCACCCGCCGCACGCGCACCGCCGGCAAGGCCGACAUCCCCUCCGUGGACGACCCCGUCUCCAAGCUGGAGCACAUGGGCAAGGAGACGGUCAAGAAGCUGGCGGACCUGGCCACCGCGGCGGAGCAGGCGGGCGUGGAGAUCGACAUCCCCGAGAACUGCGUGCAAAAGGUUGGCGAGUUCAAGAUGCUGGCGCUUCGCGCCGACCAGGACGGGCACCUGCGGCAGAAGCUGCAGCACGUGCUGAAGCUGAGCAAGGAGAAGUGGGACGAGGCGAGGGACCACGCCAUGCGGGCGGUGGUGGCGGACAACCGCAUGCGGGCCUGGUACGCCGACCGGCGCUCCUGCGAGCUGGGUGUGCUGUUCACUGCGCGGAUGGGCAACGUGGACCUGGACCGACCCGUGGGCCUGCUCCAGACCCGCAUGGAGGGCGGCGAGCGCAAGACGGAGGCCAUCCUGGUGGCGCAGCUCAGCCCCACGCAGCGGGAGACGCUGCGGCACAUGCAGCCGCAGGCGGUGGCCGCCUGGUGGGAGCCGGGGCACACGGGCUGGGCCAUCUUCCCCAUGGACUCGGACGCAUUCCUGCAGACGGGCGCCCUCGCCGCCGGCCUCGUGCCUGCUGCCGGGCUGGGGCCCGGCACCUCCACCGCAGCCACCACCAACGAGGCCCCUCCCUCGCCCACCCAGUCCUCCGCCGUCUCCCUCAGCGCCCUGCAGCCGCCCUCGCAGCUGCAGCAGCCGCGACGCAACAACGGGGGCAGCGGCGGUGGCGGUUUGUCGGGCGCCUCACAGUCUGCGGAGGUGCUGCUGUCGCCGCCGGAUGGGGACAGCCUGCUAGCAGGUGCAGGUGCAGCAGCGGCAGCCGGCGGCGGCGGCGGCAGCGGGAAAGCGACGGGCGCCAAGCAGCAGCAGCCGCAGCUCCAGUCGGCUCAUGCGAGUGCAACGAUAACAUUGCCAACCGAUAUCCCACUACCAGGGCUGGGCCUGGGCUCCGGAGGAGGCGCGUGCGGCGGCAGCGGCCUGCCCAGUGCGUUCGGGGGCGGCCUGCCGACAGCGUUUGGCGCGGGCAUGGGCAUGGGGUCGGGUCGCAGCAGCCGGGCGGGCAGCAUGACAGACAGCCCGCCGCCUAGCCUGCGCAUGGCUGCACCGCUGCCUAUGCAGCCGCACCAGCAGCAGCAGCAGGCGCAUGCGCUGUCGCUGCACCACUCGCUGCCGCAGCCGCCCCACCCGCAGUCCUCGCUGCAGCUGCAGGCGCACCCCAGCUUGCAGGGCUUCCCCAGCGGGUCGGGCGGGCUGCAGGCGCACCCCAGCUUCCAGGGGCACGUAGCGGGGAUGCCGCCCUACCCGGGAGGUGGCGGAGGGGCGGGAGGUGGCUUGCAGCAACACCCCAGCCUGCAGCAAAAUGGGAGCUUGCAGCAACACCCGAGCUUGCAGCAAAACGGGAGCUUGCAGCAACACCCGAGCUUGCAGCAAAACGGGAGCUUGCAGCAACACCCAAGCCUGCAGCGUCACCCCAGCCUACAACAGCAUCCCAGCUUGCCGCACCAUCCCAGCUUGCAGCAACACCCAAGCCUACAGCAAAACGGGAGUUUGCAACAGCACCCCAGCUUGCAACAACAUCCGAGUUUACAACAACACCCAAGCCUGCAGCAGCACCCCAGCCUGCAGCAACACCCAAGCCUGCAAGCCCAUGGGAGUUUGCAACAACACCCCAGCCUGCAACAACACCCCAGCCUGCAGCAGCACCCGAGUUUACAACAGCACGCGAGCCUUCAACCGCACCCCAGCUUGCAGCAGCAUGGAAGCUUGCAACAACACCCAAGCCUGCAACAGCACCCAAGUUUACAGCAACACCCCAGCUUGCAGCAGACCCCAAGCCUGCAGCAGCACGCAAGCCUGCGCCAGGCGUCCACCCCCACCCUGGCGGCUAGCAGCGGCGGCAGCUUCAGCAACCCCACCGGCAUGCCAACCCCUCAGCUCAGCAGCACAGACGGCACCGCGGCAGCCGCCAGCAGCAUGUCGGCCUCCAACGGCAUCCCUCACCCCCACCCGCAGCAGCAGCAGCAGCAGCAGCAGCCACCUCAGCUUGCCUCGGCGGUUCCAGCGGGUCACAGCCUGAUGCCUCCACCGCCACCUCCCUCCAUGCUGGGCCCUGCAAGGCCCCUGGUAAUGCCCCCGCCGCCUUCAUUCCGCAUGCCGCCGCCACACCCGCCACACCCGCAGCAGCAGCAGCAGCACUACCGCUCGCAGGCCCCCGACCCAGCGCUCUACUCGCCAGGGCCGUACCCUCACCAGCCGGGGCCUCAGCUGCACGGGGGGGUGUCCAUUGUGCAGCAUGCAGGCGGACUUCCCCAUCCAGCAGGGGUUCACCAGGCCCCCAGCCACUCGCGCCUGAGCGGCACACCACUGCCUAACGGGCACCACGCGCCCCACCCGCACGGCCUCCCGCACCGUUACACGGCUCCCAGACCGCUGCAGGGGGGAGGCGAGCUGGGGCCGCCGCAGCUCUCAGCGCCGCCUGGGACCCCGGUGCCCGGGUUGGGGUCGGAGCUGGAGGGUGACGCGGGGCCGCCGCCGCUGCAGCCCGCCACGAUGCGGAUGACGGCGUCCGCCAGCCUGGGGGCGCACCCGCAACACAUGCAGCAGCAGCUGCAGCAGCAGUCGCCGGUGCAGCCGCUGCUGGAGCGCUCUCGGCCGCUGUCUUCGGUCGGGAUAUCAGACGACACCGCCGACGCGCUGCAGUCCCGUGGGUCGGCCAACCCGCGGCCCCACAAGAUGCCCUCCCUCGGCCGCUCCCUGAACCCCAUCGACCUCGACAUCAAGCCCGACUUCCUCACCACACCAGCCGCAAGCGCUGCCGCAGCGGCCGCAGCAGCCGCUGCCGCCUCCGCAGCCCUGGCUGCCAUGGAGGCCGCCACGGCGAACGCCGCAGCCGGCAGCUGUCCUUCUGAAAGCCCCAGGAGCCACCUGGGUGCGAACGCGGCACCUGCACCAGCCCCGCAGCAGCCCGCUCCUGCACCCGCACCCGCACCGGCACCCUCCCCGCCGCCUGCUGCGCCCUCGCCGUUCAUCUCUCCCGGGCCGCGCGCUCCUCCGCCGGUGCCGGGGCAGCCCCUGCCCGGCUCCACCUCGCCGCCGGCCGGACCGCCGCCCAAUCCCUUUGCUCGCGUGCAGAGCAGCCGCAUGAACGGCCCCAGCCUGUGCGGCCCGGGGGACGAUUCGGACGACUCGGACUCGGAUGACCCGCUGGCUGCGCUGGCUGCGCUGCCCUCCCUGCCGCUGAGCAAUAGCAUGUUCCAGGCGGCACUGGGCGGGCAGAGGUCCAUGGGGCCGGGGGGGAGCAGGCCGGGCAGCAGCGGAGGGGGGCCGCCGGGUGGAGGCGGCGGGGCGGCGGGGCAGGGCGGUGGCGCGGGUGGCAGCAGCGGCGGCGGCGGGCUGACUGCGCCGCUGCCGUCGCUGCAGAUGAUUGACAGCCAGCAGCUGGACAUGGUGCUGGGGGACAACAUGAUUCUUGAGACAUCGUCGCUCAACACGGGCAUGUCGUACGGCCUCUUCCUGCCCAGCGGCAUGGCGCUGCCCGAGGGUCCCAGCGGCCUGCUGCCGGUGACCCAGUCCAAGGAGCUGCUCAAGCCCACUACCAGCGGACUGGACACCAUGGCAUCCAUCGAGCUGGCGCUGCCCGGGGUGCGCAAGAACGAGCAGGCGCCGCAGCAACAAGACCAGAAGGGCGCGGAGCCCGCAGGAGGGAGUGGGGUCGGGGGUAAUAGCAGGGCACUUGGGCCGUACGCGCGAUGAACUGUGAGCUCCGUAUUGUCAAUGGCGGGGUUUCGUGCAAUUUGUUAAGUUACCCGCCGGCGUUGCGUUACCUUGCUUAAGGAUAUCUGCCCGUUGACAACUACGGGCGUUUGGAAAUAUAGUUGGCGGGAAUGUUGUGCUCUUGUUUCGGGAUUAUAUGUUAAUUCUCUCGAGUCUGGGACGUUCGGGGGGCGCAUCUCUAAUUAGUAACAUCACAUUAUAUUUGCUGUUUUCCGCAAUGCGUCUAUAUUCUCUGGCAAUCUGUUGGCGGAUGCGAUGGGACGCGUUUAGGCCGAGAUCUAACGGGCCGGGUGUGUUCCCCUGGGGGACCGGGACCAGGUUUCAUGGGGAAGCUGUCAGUGUAUGUGUCAUCCUA
Molecule: messenger RNA, 5257 nt
Organism: Astrephomene gubernaculifera
Lineage: Eukaryota; Viridiplantae; Chlorophyta; Chlorophyceae; Chlamydomonadales; Astrephomenaceae
Source: the annotation of a GenBank genome assembly